AUGAUCGGGAAACAGGGCUAUCACGUCCUCCCAGGCCACCUGGGCCACCUGAGCCAUCCUCGACGCCUACCACUACUGAUUGGAGGCGCCGUGAUAUUCAUCAUGUGCAUAUUCUACCUCCUCUUCACGUUCGCGCCCUGCCUCGUCUACGGCUCGUGCUAUCGUGGCUACCUGAGCGCCUUCAGCUUCGACGCCAACCUCGCACACAACCCAACAUGGAUGGCUUCCAUCCCCGACGAGGUGCCACUCUCGAGCCUCAGCGUACCCGGUACGCACGAUACUAUGACUUACGAAAUUGGCGACGAAUUCCUUGAAUGCCAGAAUUGGAAUCUGUCUACCCAACUUAACGCCGGGGUUCGCUACUUCGAUAUUCGGGCCCGUCUGCGCGAGAAUGAAUUGCACAUCUACCACGCCUGGGGCUACACUGGCUUCAGUUUCCAGGAUGUUCUCCAUGAUAUGACGGAAUUCCUGGACAGCAACCCUUCCGAGACCAUCAUCAUGCGUCUCAAGCAGGAAGGCGGUCCCAUUGGCGAGGGUAACACCAGAACGUUUGAAGAUGCCUUCAACCAGUAUUCUUUUGGAGACCACCUUUACAACUACAGCUCCACGGAACCCCUCCCAUUGCUUGGCGAUCUUCGUUCCAAGAUCUUUGUGCUUCAGAACUUCCCUGAUAAGGAAGGUCCUUACGGCGUUAAAUGGGAGGGUUCUCAGAUGAUCCUUGAGGACCUUUGGAUAAUUCCCGACGUCUAUCAUUUGUCGGAGAAAUGGACCGCAAUCCGUACAGCUCUCGAGCUGGCUGCAACAGCGAGGCACGACAACAAGGCCCUCUAUCUCGCCCACCUGUCUGCAUCGGUCGGAGUCAAGCCGAUUGAGGCCGCUGCUGGCCCCAUGAACAGGACCAUCUCGGGCAUGAACGACAUGACUGGUCAGUGGAUCGAGGACUUUGAGGGCAACCCGGAGGCGACACGCACCGGAAUUGUCAUCAUUGACUUUCCCGGGCAGAAGCUCAUCGAUGCCAUCAUCCGGUGGAACAGGCCUCUGGAGAAGGGACGUCGUUGGUCAAGGUCCAGCCUGCUCAGCUGA
Molecule: messenger RNA, 1083 nt
Organism: Fusarium keratoplasticum
Lineage: Eukaryota; Fungi; Ascomycota; Sordariomycetes; Hypocreales; Nectriaceae
Product: PLCXc domain-containing protein
Exons: 1
Coding region: 1-1083 (360 amino acids)
Biological process (GO): lipid metabolic process
Molecular function (GO): phosphoric diester hydrolase activity
Source: RefSeq, a predicted model, not a curated record